CUACUUCAACUUCCCUGCGUUUGAUUUCAUAUGGGCUCGUUUCUGCAACACAUAGAUGCUGGUGCAAAACGAAUGAUCCUCUUGAACAUUCUCUGGCUCUACUGCAGGGAGGAGGGACGGAUGGAAGGGAAGGGAGUUGCUGCUGCUGCUGCUCUCUGCUGCAUGCUCGUCAUGCUGUCCGUGUCAGGCCAGCAGCAGGUGGCCGGAUUCACAGGGUUCUCUGGUUGCUUCGGCAGCUGCUACCCUGCCUGCAGGGAGGGCAACCCAGCGUGGCUCUGCACAAUCAAGUGCGUGGAGUCCUGCACCAUCGACUUACACGAGGUGCCCGUUGCCGCGUUCGGUGCCGGCGACUGCUCCAAGAUCUGCCUCUCCUCCAUCUGCGGCGCGACCGACACCGGUGAUGGCAAGAGGCGCUUGUUAACACAGCAAUCUUGCUUUUGAUCAUUUUUGUGUUCGUCUAUGAAUUUUUUGUCUUUGCAUUUGGAUUUGCCAGGGACAACUGAUGCAGGUGCUGCAGCAGCUUGCGUUGAUGAUUGCACCGUGAACUGGAAAUCGUACAAGAACAAGCACACUUGACUAUGACUGGUGAUGGUUCAUGAGUUGCCAGUGAAUAAUGAGGCAUGAAUUGACUGUUCACAAUUAUCGGCGAUAAUAAUACAAGUAGAUCAUGCUAAAUUUUUCAGACUUGUAAUUUCAGUGAGAGCCGUUUUCAGUCCACAAACUUUCAGAAUUACGGACCCUAUGUUUGCUGGUGCAUUUUGGAAA
Panicum virgatum (switchgrass) is the source of this 765-nucleotide messenger RNA. RefSeq lists its product as uncharacterized. The transcript has a single exon. NCBI's taxonomy places the organism in Eukaryota, Viridiplantae, Streptophyta, Magnoliopsida, Poales, Poaceae. The record is from RefSeq and is a predicted model, not a curated record. The coding region runs from base 31 to 441 and encodes 136 amino acids.